Molecule: messenger RNA, 1695 nt
Organism: Phragmites australis (common reed)
Lineage: Eukaryota; Viridiplantae; Streptophyta; Magnoliopsida; Poales; Poaceae
Exons: 2
Coding region: 1-1695 (564 amino acids)
Source: RefSeq, a predicted model, not a curated record
AUGGAGGGUGGGGCCUCCUCCUCCUCCUCCUCCUCCUCCUUCCGCCGCGGCUUUAUACGGCGAUCUGAGGGUGAAAUCCAAGCUGUUGAGGAAACAAAGAAAGAUGAGACCGCAGAAGAUGCAGUACAAGCAGCUGUCUCGGUGCUGGAAUGUAGUGAUGCACAAGAAGAAAGCAAAGUUAUUGCUGACACAUCAUUUGAAAUAACUACUCAAUCGGAGGCUGCUGAAACUGAAAUUGGAACUGCUGAAGCUUCUGGUGCGGCAGAAAACCUAGGAGACAAGAGUAAAAACCCUGACGCUAAUAUGGACAUGCCUGCUGACUCAACUGCCAAAAAUGCAGGUGCUAAAAUAACUUCCGAAACUGAUGGUAUUGCAGAACCGGAGAGCAAAGUAGUAGCGCAACCUCAAGCCACCCCACCAACCAUGCAAGAGCUACCUGCAACUCAAGAACCAGCCGGAGACACAAAAGUUACUGCUGAACCUGAAUUACCAGUGCAUGGCUUCACACCUGCUGAGGCAGAAGCUAUACACAAGUCAGAAGAAGAGGACGGUGACAAGGCUUUGCGUAGUGGCAGAGCUCAUGCAGAUGCUGAAAAACAAGUCCAUUUUAUUGGGGAAGCUGCGACUGAUGGUGCCACACUAGCAGCAUCAGAUGCAACCGCUGGUAUUGAGGAUCACCAGGAAGCACCUAAAGACGAAAUUGCUGGCGAGAUAUUUGAAGCAUCAGCAUCAAAUUUAGCACAAGCAUCUUGUGUGACAACUACUAUUUCUGACCAUGCCAAUGAAACGGCUAACGAUGGUGCCAGGGUUCAAGAAUUGACAUCACAAGUAGCUGAUGGACCUGAAGCAAUAAUCCAUCCAGAUGUCACCGCUCCUAUUGAUGAAGCGAGUGCUGGUCAAGAUACUGAAGCUGUUGGAGAAUCAGACGGUGUUGGUCAAGAACUUGUUCCGGUUAGCUCUAUUGUGAAUGUGCAAAAUGAUGAAGCAAAGCCAUGUGAAGGUCAAGAGGGUGUUGCUGAGGCACCAAAUAGCGUUGAAGAGAAAUUCUCAGAAGCUGAAGCUAUGAAAGAGAAGAACGAUGAUGGGAGCCCAAGUGAUGACAUGUCCUGUGUUGCCGAGGUAUCAGUUACUCCUGAAGUUGUUAACCAGAUCAAGAGGAGAACGUUGCAAGGCCUGCUCAUGGCUGAGAAGAGCACUGAAAAACUACCGAUUGGAGACCAACCCAUGAAGUCCACUGAUGUGUCUAAUUCCACGACAGCCCAAGAGUUUGAUUCUAACAGUGUGGAAACUUCUGACUUGUGUAAAGAAAAUAUUGCUGCAGACAGUAGCGACUUGGUUGUAGCUACAACUAAAACUGCUCAAGCCAUUGAGGUGAAGGACUACUCGACCAUCACUGAGCAAGUAGUGAAGGAAUCAGUUCCUGAGGAUGCUAAAUCUGCUGCAGAGGAUACAAAAGAAGCGAAAAGUGUUGCAGAAAGCAACCUAGGACAUAUGUCUAGUGAAGUGGAGAAAAAAGGAGAGGCAAACAAGGCAGACUCCACUCAAGCUGUGAAGCCUUCUCAGCGCCAUUCCAUCAACAUCGUGUCCAAGGUGAAGCAGUCCAUUGUCAAGGUAAAAAAGGUGAUCGUUGGAAAGUCACUGAGCUCCAAGACCUUGAAACCACCGGUCGAGGCAGGUGAAAUCAAUGUAAAGUGA